Messenger RNA from Morchella importuna, 1944 nucleotides. RefSeq lists its product as uncharacterized. NCBI's taxonomy places the organism in Eukaryota, Fungi, Ascomycota, Pezizomycetes, Pezizales, Morchellaceae. The transcript has 4 exons. The coding region runs from base 1 to 1944 and encodes 647 amino acids. The record is from RefSeq and is a predicted model, not a curated record.
AUGGUGUCAUCAUCUACUGCUGCUCUUCAGACGCCCCCGCCGAGGUUGCUCCUCGAGUGGAAGAACCGAGAAGCCCCAAUCUCCCAAGAAAUCAUUGUCCAUAAUCCAGGCCGGGUCGUCAGAGUACUCGUACCAGAUGCCUCCAAUUUCAUGACCGACCUGGAUGUGUCGAUUCCUAAUGCGGAAUCAGCCCCUAUGGCGGCAAUCUUCGAAUUCGUACAAGAAAUCCCUCGGGAGCAAGGCCAAGCACACCUCGAUCAGCUGGAACACAUGAUGGCAUACUUCCAGGAACGUGAUGAGGCAAUCCGGUUCGCACAAGGGCUUGCUUACACAGACCUAGAGCGAAGGGUGCAGAUGCUGGAAGACACGCUAGCAAGACAGUUAGAAGAAGGGUCCGUAGGGACCGAAGAAAACGGCCAACCACAAGCCAUGGACUUCGAAUACACGAAGUUAGCCAUCUUGCCUCCACCAUCCCAACUCUCGAUUCCGAUUCUGGCAGCAGUUAGCGAGAAUAGCUACAUCACGGGAAAGUACUCCUACCCCGAGACGCUACAGCGUAGGGCAUUGGUUACCUCUAUUGAUACACCUCCCGAGUUGAGGCCAUCGGAAAGACCAGCUGAGCCUCUACCGCUCCAUCCAUUCAAUACACCCGUGGCAGCAUAUCAAGGAACUCCCUUCCACCAUAUUACUAGGCCGGAAGAAGAAGCGGGGUAUGAAGAGUACCAUGGGAGGGAAGUUACGGAGGAACGAGUAGAAGAGAGAGAAGGGCAGAGGGUGGACGAGGAGGAGGAAGAAGUGGAUGGCUCAGACUCUUCUGACGACGAGCCGGACGACUGGGAUGACCGGAAGGCCAGGAAACGAUGGCUGAAGAGAAGAGACAGGAGACUCUUCCGGAUGCUGAAAGAAGUGGUCACUCCAUCGUCGACCGCCCUGGCUCCUACCCCCACUACCUUAUCAUCGCGGCCGCCCCCGAAGAAGUCAAUAGCGCCGGAACCGUUCAAAGGGGAACCCGACGACUUAGACCGGUUUGUUCGUGCGCUGGAAGGGGUCUUUGAACUGGAUAAAGCCCACUACCGCACCGAAAUGGAUAAGAUCGCUUACACCUCAAGCCUCCUAAGAGAUCGCGCCUCCAAGUGGUACGAGACCAUUCAUGCUCACGUCAACCAGGAAGCAGCAAAGAGGCUUGGUUUGUCCUUCGACCCAGACACUCCCUGGAGACAAUGUCCGCACUUCCUGAGCAGCCUAACCUCUAGUUUUGGGGGAAGUCUGACUCGGGAGAAGGCAGUAGGGGAAUGGCGGGCCCUCAAGCAUGUUCCGGGGAAGAUCGACGAAUUUAUCGACAAGUCGAUCGAGUUGGUCAUGAGGACCGGAUACACGGAUGAGCUUGCUGGACUCCGUUCCCUAGGGCAUAAGCUCGAGCAGCUUCAUAAGUUGGAGCAAGCCCGCGAGAAGGCUCCAACUACCAAGGAACCUUCAAAACCUGACUCCCGGAAUAGGGACAAAGGGAAGGGGAGAGAACGGAAUGGAAACCGUAAGGUUACUGGCUCCACUCCUAGGUCGUCCAAUGACUCGGGCAAGGCUAAGCCUCGCUUCGAUUUCAUUAAGGACAAAUCUACCGCUUUGGCAGGCGUAUCCCCCGACCUCAGAACCAGGAGGUUUGAGGGGAACCUGUGCACUCGUUGUGGGGCCAGUGGUCAUAGGUGGACCUUCUGUCAAGCAACAAAGCCGGUAGGAGACGGUGCUCCGGAGAAAAAAAUCGUUGGGGCAAAGCGGAAAAGAGGCUUCGAGGAUAACGGGAGUAAGAAGCGGGUUGCCGUCCUAUCGGCACCUGCGGAACCAACUCCCGAAUCUUCCGUUGCUGCCGUACCCCUUUCGUUUGAUGGGGUGACGAUGAAUAUUGUCGACUCUGGACCGGAGUCAGACGCCGACGUGGAUGUCUACUAA